CCGGUUGUGUGGGCAAGUGUCUCUCUGUCUGCGCGCCUGCAAACUGCUCGCCGAGCCAUGAGCGCCUCGCUAAAGCCAGCCCCGCUGUUCAGCUCGCUCCUAAAGCGGCGAGGUCCCGGGAGCGCAGCCGUCCAGCAGCAGCUGCUGCCCACCUCGUCGGUGUGCGCCCUGGAGCCCAAGGCCGAGAUGCCCGCCUGCCCCAUGCGGACCCCCCAUUCGCUUUCCGCGCUGCCUGGCCCCACCAAGUGGCCGCUGAUGGGCAGCCUCUUGGACGUCCUCUGGAAAGGGGGGCUCAAGAAACAGCACGAGACGCUGGCGGAUUACCACCGCAAGUUUGGCAAGAUCUUCCGCAUGAAACUAGGCGCUUUUGACUCGGUACACAUUGGGGCACCCUGUUUGCUUGAGGCUCUCUACAGGAAAGAGAGCGCCUACCCACAGCGCCUUGAGAUCAAGCCCUGGAAAGCCUACCGGGAUUACCGUAAAGAAGGCUACGGGCUACUUAUCCUAGAAGGGAAGGAUUGGCAGAGAGUAAGAAGUGCAUUUCAGCAAAAAUUAAUGAAGCCCACGGAAAUUGUGAAGCUGGAUUCCAAAAUCAAUGAGGUCCUUGCAGAUUUCAUGCAUCAAAUAGACAUACUUUGUAAUGAGGAUGGAGAAAUAAAAGAUUUAUAUUCUGAACUGAAUAAGUGGUCAUUUGAGAGCAUUUGUCUGAUGCUCUAUGGAAAGAGGUUUGGACUUCUACAGCAAGAUGUGGGAGAUGAAGGCUUGAACUUCAUCAAGGCUGUCAAAACGAUGAUGGGUACUUUUGGGAAGAUGAUGGUAAUCCCAGUUGAGCUCCAUAAACGUCUGAAUACUAAAGUUUGGCAAGAUCAUACCAAAGCAUGGGACAAUAUAUUUAAGACAGUAAAAUCCGCCAUUGACAGCAGACUGAAGAAACACAGUGCCAAUCCCAAGGAAGAUUUCCUUUGUGACAUUUAUUUCGGGAGUCAGCUUUCCAAGAAGGAACUGUAUGCAGCUGUCACAGAAAUGCAAAUCGCCGGUGUUGAAACGACUGCCAACAGUUUGCUUUGGGCACUCUACAACAUCUCGUGCAAUCCAGAUGUCCAGGCAAAGCUUUUUGAGGAAAUACAGAGUGUGGUUCCAGCUGGAGAGGACCCAAAUGGUGACCAUCUGAAGAAGAUGCCCUACUUAAAGGCCUGUCUGAAAGAAUCUAUGAGGAUAACCCCUUCUGUGCCAUUUACCACUCGGACCCUCGACAAGGAGACAGUCCUUGGAGAUUAUUCCCUUCCAAAAGGGACAGUGUUGAUGAUCAACAGCCGUGCUCUGGGAUGCAACGAGGAAUACUUCAGUGAGUGGAGUCGGUUUAAGCCAGAGCGUUGGCUCCAAAAGAACAUAAAUCCCUUUGCUCAUGUUCCUUUUGGCAUUGGAAAGAGGAUGUGCAUCGGGCGCCGCCUGGCAGAGCUGCAGCUUCAAUUAGCUCUGUGUUGGCUUGUACGGAAGUAUCAGAUUGUAGCCACAGAUGACAAGCCAGUCAAAACCCUGCACUUGGGAACCCUCAUCCCAAACCGAGAACUUCCCAUUGCAUUCAGAAGGCGAUAAGAUACAUUUGGAAGAAACAGUGGACAGCUGCUUUUUCUGCAUGCAACACCCUUGAAUGGCUGGGUCUCUGCUCCUCCGCACCCGAUGUCUAGGCGUGUUUUGAGAAAAGCGUGCUCCUAACAAGGAGAGGACAA
Varanus komodoensis (Komodo dragon) is the source of this 1730-nucleotide messenger RNA. Its product is annotated as 1,25-dihydroxyvitamin D(3) 24-hydroxylase, mitochondrial. NCBI's taxonomy places the organism in Eukaryota, Metazoa, Chordata, Lepidosauria, Squamata, Varanidae. The transcript is spliced from 12 exons. Gene Ontology annotation, biological process: C21-steroid hormone biosynthetic process; glucocorticoid biosynthetic process; cortisol metabolic process. Gene Ontology annotation, molecular function: monooxygenase activity; heme binding; iron ion binding. The coding region runs from base 58 to 1596 and encodes 512 amino acids. Gene Ontology annotation, cellular component: mitochondrial inner membrane. The record is from RefSeq and is a predicted model, not a curated record.